AUGGUGGCUGGUCAGGAUGCCACCGAUGCACCGGUGCUGAGCGCCCUCAUCCUUGCGCCGACCUCAGCUGGGUCCGGCGCCGGUAGCCAAGAAACCAACCAAGAAACCAAUCAAGACGUUCCCGCGGAGACUGGCGCACUUCGUUCAUCGACAGAGAUCAGCGACCAAAUCAACGAUCAUGACAACCGCCGUACCCGCCAAGGCGGCCCCACUGUUGGCUACGGCAACCAAGGCGUUGGCUACGGCAACCAAGGUGCUGGUUACGGCAACCAAGGCACUGGCUAUGGCAACCAAGGCGCUGGCUAUGGCAACCGAGGCGCUGGCUAUGGCAACCAAGGAGCUGGCUAUAGCAAGCCGGCGUACGGGCUGCGCUCCGGCUACGGUGCCAGUGGCUACGGACGCGGCUACGGCGCUGGCAACGCCGGCUACCGUCUGUAA
This is a messenger RNA of Saprolegnia parasitica CBS 223.65, 438 nucleotides long. RefSeq lists its product as hypothetical. Bases 1 to 438 code for a protein of 145 amino acids. Lineage: Eukaryota; Oomycota; Saprolegniomycetes; Saprolegniales; Saprolegniaceae. The record is from RefSeq and is a predicted model, not a curated record. The transcript has 2 exons.